CUUCACACGACGCAAUCUGUCACACAUCAAACGCUACACGUACGUACGUACAUGAAAAUCUUCACGAAAUCCUCAGCGCAGUAUUGCAUCCCUCAGUCUCACCAUGGCGACAUCACCGAGCCGGAGGCUUAUCGGCCUCUCGACCAAGAUGUAUUUCCCGCUCCAACGCACGCUGGACUUCGUCGCCGCCGUCCAGACCGAACUCAAGACCCUCCCGCCCCACGCCCUCGACAACGUCGACCUCUUCAUCAUCCCCGAUUUCGUCUCCAUCCACCCGGUCAACGAGGCUCUCAAGUCGUCGCCGGUCCCGAUCCGGCUCGGGGCGCAAGACUGCCACUGGGACGACUUCGGCGCCUUUACCGGGGAAGUCAGCCCAGCCGUGCUAAGCGAAACAGGGGUCACCAUCGUCGAGGUUGGGCACGCCGAGAGACGGAGGCUAUUUGGCGAGACCGACGAGGUCGUGGCGAAGAAGGCCGCUGCAGCAAGUCGGAACGGCAUGACCCCCCUGAUCUGCAUCGGCGAAAAGACCAAAGGGGACUUGGACAUCGCCUUGAGCGAGUGCAAGGUCCAGAUCGACCAGUCGCUGGCCGACGUCCCCGACUCCGCAGAGGUCAUUGUCGCGUACGAGCCUGUGUGGGCCAUCGGCGCAAGCCAGCCGGCCAGCGAGGAUCACGUCAUCCAAGUGGUGAAGGGGAUCAGGGCCUUUGAGAGCGUCAAGAGGAGGACGGGCACGACGAGGGUGAUUUACGGCGGCAGCGCUGGGCCUGGUUUGUUUGAGAGGUUGGGUCAGGCUGUCGAUGGGCUUUUCCUGGGGAGGUUUGGGCAUGAUGUGCCGCGUUUCCUCAAGACGGUGUCAGAAGUGGCUGCAUUUCAGAAAGCCUGAUCUUGGGAGGCAUUCUUCUGGCGUUUGGCUGGGUGUCUAGCUGCGUGCCCUGUGUGACGUGGGAGCAUGUCGUCCGGAGUGUAAGGUUGACAUGGGAUCCGAAGGCUCCAUCCGAGAUCACCAGAUCAGUAAAGACACAGGGAGUGGGGGGAACUGUCAAGGAAGCCCGGGUGUGGUAGAUGUGCAAUGGCUCGUAACUUCAUCGGAUGCAUCCACCUUGACAGAUAUCUCUAACUGGGUGCUCAUUGUUGGAGCAGCGAGGCAGAUUGAAGCGAGCUCUGCUUACGCCGGUGUGGGUUAAGCAGAUAAGUACCAUUCGUGACCAAGGCCAUUCGAUUGUGCUUCAUCUGUGGCCAAGCCUUGAAACGGCGUAGCCACGUCGCCUGCACCGUGUAGCAUCAUCGUGCUGCAUAAUAAUCA
Messenger RNA from Colletotrichum destructivum, 1303 nucleotides. Its product is annotated as Putative triosephosphate isomerase, aldolase-type TIM barrel, triosephosphate isomerase superfamily. The record is from RefSeq and is a predicted model, not a curated record. Gene Ontology annotation, biological process: glycolytic process; gluconeogenesis; glyceraldehyde-3-phosphate biosynthetic process. NCBI's taxonomy places the organism in Eukaryota, Fungi, Ascomycota, Sordariomycetes, Glomerellales, Glomerellaceae. Bases 104 to 883 code for a protein of 259 amino acids. Gene Ontology annotation, cellular component: cytosol. The transcript has a single exon. Gene Ontology annotation, molecular function: triose-phosphate isomerase activity.